AUGUUAGCAGCCACUUCUGAAUCAGUUAUAUUCAUGUUUCUGGGCCUUGUUUUAUGGUCGUCUGAGCAUGUCUGGAACAGUGGAUUUGUCUUUCUAACAAUAGGUUUCUGUUUAUUAUUCAGAUUUAUAGUUGUCUUGGUGUUGACAUUCUUUGUAAACAAAAUAGAACAGAUUCGAAUUAUUGAUUUGGUUGAACAGUUCAUCAUGGCGUAUGGAGGACUUCGUGGAGCUGUGUGUUUCUCACUUGUUAUUCUUUUAGAUGAGCAGAAGAUACCCUUAAAGAAUUUAAUGGUGACAACAACAUUGGCCGUAAUCAUAUUUACAGUAUUUGUACAGGGUAUAACUAUUAAACCAUUGGUGAAAUGUAUGAGAGUGGAGUUAGCAAAAAAUCAUAAAGUAACAAUGCUAGAAGAAUGCAAUAAAAAUGUUGUAGAUUUUGUAAUGGCUGGUCUUGAAGAAAUAAAUGGUCAUAAAGGCCAUAAUUAUAUUCGAGUAAGAUAUUUUCAAUAA
Molecule: messenger RNA, 510 nt
Organism: Saccoglossus kowalevskii
Lineage: Eukaryota; Metazoa; Hemichordata; Enteropneusta; Harrimaniidae
Product: sodium/hydrogen exchanger 1-like
Biological process (GO): potassium ion transmembrane transport; regulation of intracellular pH; proton transmembrane transport
Cellular component (GO): plasma membrane
Molecular function (GO): potassium:proton antiporter activity; sodium:proton antiporter activity
Source: RefSeq, a predicted model, not a curated record